Molecule: messenger RNA, 366 nt
Organism: Impatiens glandulifera
Lineage: Eukaryota; Viridiplantae; Streptophyta; Magnoliopsida; Ericales; Balsaminaceae
Product: glutaredoxin-C9-like
Exons: 1
Coding region: 1-366 (121 amino acids)
Source: RefSeq, a predicted model, not a curated record
AUGUCAAAUUCGACGAUACCAAUGCCUAAAGACAAUGAUGCCAUGAAGAACAUGAUAUCUCAAAAAGCGGUGGCCAUUGUGGGAAUACGUGGAUGUUUCACUGUUCAAUUUGUGUUGGAUUUGCUUCAUAGUUUUGGAGCGAGUCCAGCAACAUACGAUAUUGAUGAAGAAGACAAAAUGAAUGAGCUUGAUCGGUUAAGGAAACUUAUCAAUGUUGCAGGAGAAGAUAAGAAUAUAAAAUUGGCCCAGCUUCCGUUGAUUUUUAUUGGAGAACGGUUAUUUGGAGGAGUGGAUAAGGUAAUUUCAAGUCAUGCCAGGGGCGAGUUGAUUCCAGCCCUGAAACAAGCCGGAGCAAUAUGGCUCUGA